Vollenhovia emeryi is the source of this 548-nucleotide messenger RNA. RefSeq lists its product as uncharacterized. Gene Ontology annotation, molecular function: odorant binding. The transcript has 5 exons. Lineage: Eukaryota; Metazoa; Arthropoda; Insecta; Hymenoptera; Formicidae. The record is from RefSeq and is a predicted model, not a curated record. Bases 73 to 501 code for a protein of 142 amino acids.
GUGCGGUCUUGGAGUGCUGCAACGAACGAUCAUACGAAAUUUCACCUUUUAAAACACUCCAAGAGGAGCAAAAUGAGGGCUCUAGUGUUCGCCGCGUGUAUAUUGGCUGCUGCCAUGAUGAGUGAUGCGCAGAUAAUCAGUCAUGUGAUAGAAAUUUUGAAAUCAAAACAGUUUGAUAUUCGAGAACUAAUUUCUUUUCGUAUAAAGUUCAUACAAUGCGCUGUGAAAUUGGGUGUCUUAAAGGGCCUCACACCUGAGAUACUUGUCUGUAUAGCGCAAAAGAACCAUCUUAUCGAUGAAGAGGGUGGACUAAUAUGGGAUAAAGUUCGGAUGUACAUUACGAAACUCAUUCGUAACCCGAAGAAGCUAGAUGACAUCAAUGAGAUUUGCAAAAGGUGCAAAGAAGAAGGCGAUAAAGUCGAAGGAACCAAGUAUGAGAAAACCUUGAAAUCCAUGGAAUGCGGGGUGCCAACAAUUCGAUAUAUUUUACAACAAAUCUGAUAGUAUUCUGAAAUAUUAUAGUUUAAAAAUUGUUUUUACACAAAAUA